Messenger RNA from Nycticebus coucang (slow loris), 683 nucleotides. RefSeq names its product ribonuclease 4-like. Gene Ontology annotation, molecular function: nucleic acid binding; RNA nuclease activity. NCBI's taxonomy places the organism in Eukaryota, Metazoa, Chordata, Mammalia, Primates, Lorisidae. Bases 52 to 495 code for a protein of 147 amino acids. The transcript has a single exon. The record is from RefSeq and is a predicted model, not a curated record.
CCGCCUUGUUCCUGCUGCCCUGUCUGAGGCUGAGGCACCUCUGACAUACUGAUGGCUCUGCAGAGGACCCACUCAUUGCUUCUGCUCUUGCUGUUGACCCUGCUGGGGCUGGGGCUAAUACAGCCCUCCUAUGGCCAGCAUGGCAUGUACCAGCGAUUCCUGAGGCAACACGUGGACCCUCAGGUGACAAGUGGUGAUGAUCGUUACUGCAACGUGAUGAUGCAAAGACGGAGGAUGACUACGCGUCAGUGCAAGUCCUUUAAUACCUUCAUCCAUGAAGACAUCGGGAACAUUCUUAAUAUCUGCAACACCUCCAAUAUCCAGUGCAAGAAUGGCCAGAUGAACUGUCAUGAGGGUGUAGUGAAGGUCACAGACUGCAGGGAGACAGGAGGUUCCAGGGUCCCCAACUGCAGAUACCGAGCCAAGGCAAGCUCUCGGCGUAUUGUCAUUGCCUGUGAGGGUGACCCAGAGGUACCUGUGCACAUGGACAGAUAGAUGCCACCCUGCUGGGGUUAUGGGAAGCUUUUGGCCCUUUAAUUUACUUUUAAAUAUCAAUGAGCGUGCAUUUGCACGAUCCCAGGCUCUGGCUCCUCUGCUCAUUUCUUAUUCUUUUUCUCAGUAUAUCCCAUUCUAUUAAAUAUCAGUACAUUUCAUUAAAGAGACAUGGAGAGGUAUGUCUAAAA